Molecule: messenger RNA, 321 nt
Organism: Blumeria graminis f. sp. triticale
Lineage: Eukaryota; Fungi; Ascomycota; Leotiomycetes; Helotiales; Erysiphaceae
Source: the annotation of a GenBank genome assembly
AUGCUGCUUGGUGGCUCUAGCUCGAAGACUGUGGUAUCGCGUGGAGUGCGGAGUCUGUUCAGCAAAAAUAGGCCUCCAACAGCUGUAGAGCGCAGGGGGAGAGAUGUAACAAUAGCAGACGGCCUUGGGCCACCGCUGAAAGUUGUACAAUCGAAGUUCAUGCCGCAUUGGCAGGGAUUCAUCGCAGAUGAUGAUGUGCAGUUCCCGAGAAUUCGCCGUCCGAUAUCUCCCGGCUCCAUCGUGUUAUCAACAAUUCAGCCCGACUCUAGGCCUGCCAAAUUCCUAAAUUUAGGCAGAAGGAGGCUGUCGGGUGGCGAGUGA